Molecule: messenger RNA, 5142 nt
Organism: Tachysurus fulvidraco (yellow catfish)
Lineage: Eukaryota; Metazoa; Chordata; Actinopteri; Siluriformes; Bagridae
Gene: entpd5a
Product: ectonucleoside triphosphate diphosphohydrolase 5a
Exons: 13
Coding region: 2560-3912 (450 amino acids)
Biological process (GO): nucleoside diphosphate catabolic process
Cellular component (GO): membrane
Molecular function (GO): UDP phosphatase activity; GDP phosphatase activity
Source: RefSeq, a predicted model, not a curated record
AAUGGGUUUUUAAACUUGUCAGUCUUUAUCUCUAUCAUUCCAGCUCAUUUUUCAUCACAUCAGUUAGAUAAUGUGUAGUAAUUCCCUUGCGUCACUGUAAACAAUUUAAACACAAUUUAAGAUGUGAGGAUCCACAAAGUGCUUUGUCAGUAAUUGUCUGCAGUUAUGUGAACACAUAAUUACAACGACGCUUCUCAGUAAGCUUGUGUUAGAAAACAAGGUGAGUGUACAGUCUGGUAUGACACUGUAAAUUUGAAUGCUUACAUAAUUCUCAUAGCCAUGAGAACUGCACGGGAUUCUUUGUGGAUCAGGCAGAAUAGACAGGAUAUAAUGGCUUUGUUCAAGAGAGUGUGAGGACAUUUUUAUGACACUCAAGUGUUAGUCAGCCACUUAUUAAAUUAGCUCAUAGGGCUCGGUGUUGUUACUAUGGCACAACCAGGAGUGUCCUUAUAAAUUGUCAGAAGUCAAUGAGAUGUCCAGCACAUGCAUGCUUGGCAAAGGAGAAAAGACCAUAAUGGGGUACCACAGAAGUUUAAAAAAGUAGUGAAAGAGGAAAGAAAAUGUUAUAUUUUUAGUUCAAAAUUACAACGUUGGAACAGUUGCCCUGCUCAAGCCCAGUGGCUCAGGACAGGAAUGGCAUGAUGGGAGUGCAAACAGUGCCAAACUCCACCUUUGCUCCCCCUCCUUUUCUCCCUUUUCUGGCCUUUUCAUGGCACUCCUCCCAGCUCAGAAUGUUAAAACACCAGCCUGGGAUCCUCCUCAGACCAUUCCAGCUCUUCCCUCAGUCAGUGCUCACAUCACAGCAGUGAUGAGAGCCGAUCUGAAGCCGCACUGUGUGGUGAACCACGUUCAUUUGUUGCAAGGAAGAAAAGAGGAAGCUCGCGGUGGCCCAACUUCUUCAGAGCUGAAUUAUGUACAAUCUCCACAAUACAGUUCCUUUAACAGUGAAUGCGGCUCCUGCCUGGGCAGAGGAAUUUCAUGUUAACAGGGUGGAGAAAAACCCACAAUUCAGAUGAGAUCUUCAUCUGUAGCCAUUUCUGCAACACUUGCAUGCAAUUGUCCUGUGUCUGCACAUGCUCAGUGCAAAUGAAGAAAAAUUCUUAUGAGAACUGCAAGGAUGUUUAAAACUGUUCUUUUUUCCAGCCAUAACACCCACCUAAAGAGGAGAGUCUAACCACUCAUAGUUCUCAUGCUUCUUUUUAAGCAAGCCUGUAGAUAUUUUCUCCUCUAGCUGAAAAUCCUGUGGUCGUUGAAGCAAUGAGUGGGAGUUAAAUGAUUUUUCGCAUGCUUUUUACUGCUUACACCAGUUUAAUGCUUAAGCUGUGUUCAUGCACCGGCUUUGUGAAAAUCACAGUUAUGAAUUUAGUCAUUUACUUUUUUAAAAGCAAAACACAGAGCUAGAACUUCUGACAGUUCACUCGGUAUAGAAUCUUCUCACACUUGAUCUUCAGGGAAGGCAGUAAACAACAUACACACAGUCUGCAAAAUAUCAGGUGAUUGUAAAUGACAAAGCAAUACAAAUUUUCCCCAAAUAUUCACAACCAUGCAUACAUCUGUCCAAGCUGGGUUGUUUUAAUGAUUAUCCAGCAUGUUUCAUCCUGGUUUUAAAGCCACACAAUGAAUUAGAUAAUGUCUACAUUUCUUUGUUCUUCCUUAAUAAAAAUAAACAGGGACAGAAAAGGGGCACAUUAAGAAGUUAUGAGCUGAGAAAUGCAAAUUAAUUAUGUCUUAAAUAUCUGUUGCUUCAGGCAUUUAUGAUUCUUUAGUAGAUGAUUUAUGAUAUUUGUACUAAGGAAAAAAGUGAAGAAAAAAUUGACUUUAAAGGAAAGGAAGAAAGUAGACUUUUUAGAGCUAUUGGAAGUUUGCAAGCGAACGGAGAAAUGGUUGUCAACAGAGAUAGCAGUUAAAUCCCAAGACUGGCUGCAAGUAGUAAGUUAAACUAUAGGUCUUAAUUAAGUACAGCCAUAAAAGUAUAUUUUAAGACCACUGCUUCUAGUCUUAAUAGACUGACCUGUUUUGAAAUCCUAAUAUAUAAUUUUUAGUUUUAUAGGAAUCAUUAUAGCUGCAUUUAUGCUUCUACAGAUGAGGAUACCAUGGGUUCGUACAUCUAUUUAGGAGAAAUAAAUUGUGCUGUGUAGCAGGUAUUCCAAAAGAGGGUUUUUUAGGGAGGGGAAGAGGAUGGUGGGGGAUGGCUCCUUGAGGACUUGAGAUGGCGAGUCUCAGGAUUGGUGGAUGGCUUUGCUUGGCAUGGCCCCCUGCCAAGCCCUUAUGUCUUUAUAUACAGUUAACAGGAGACCAUCCAGUCCCGAGUGUGUUUCUGUCUUCACCCCCCUUUUACUAUCUAUCUCUUCUACUGCUUUUCUCUUCUCUUAAGCUGCUCACCUCAUCUGCUGUCCUUCAUCUGUAUUUGCAUACUCCUCAGCUUCCUUCUCCACAAGAACAAUCCUCAAAAAUCUCCAAACGCUUUCCUCCUUUUUGAAGCAGCUAAAAGAUAUUAGAACAAAUUUAGAAGAAACACAUCUCCAGUUGUUGAUAGUGCUGCUGUGUGAGAGAAAAACCAUGGCACAGCAGAUGUUUCUUCUGUCGGUGGUGUCCAUGUGGCUUUUGGCUGGGUACUUCAUAGCUGAAGCAACAUACUACAACCACCCCCUGUACAACCGCCAUUUGUACAAUUACCGCCACCGCAUAUUCAACCACCAUGCAAGCAUGGACAAUCUACUGCCUCCAGAGGUACCAGCAGAGGUGGAGGUACCAAAACCUCGCACCUUUCAUGGGAUCAUGUUCGACGCCGGCAGCUCUGGCACCCGCAUCCACAUAUUUAAGUUUAUUCAGAAGGACCCAGCUGGGCUGCCGGUGCUUGACAAUGAAAUGUAUAAUGCAGUGAAGCCUGGACUGUCAGCAUAUGGAGAAAAUCCUGAAGAGGGUGGAGAGACCAUUAGACAGCUGCUGAAAGUGGCUAAAAAGACAAUCCCCAAGGACGAAUGGUGGCAGACGCCUGUAUUAUUGAAAGCCACUGCUGGCCUGCGGCUGAUGCCCAAAGAGAAAGCUCAAGCUCUGUUGGAUGAGGUAAAACAAGUACUUGACGAAUCUCCUUUCUAUGUACCAAGCAACAGUGUCAGCAUCAUGAAUGGCACAAAUGAAGGAGUGCUGGCUUGGGUCACAGUGAAUUUCCUGACAGGUCACUUGUAUGCCAAUACCAGAAGAACUGUAGGAAUAUUGGAUCUGGGUGGAGGUUCAACCCAAAUCACAUUUCUCCCAAAAUCAAAGAAAACAGUGCAGAAUGCUCCUCAUGAUUACAUUGCACAUAUGGACAUUUUCAACACCACCUACGAGCUUUACACCCACAGUUACCUGGGAAAUGGACUUUUUGUAUCCCGACUAGCAACUCUUGGUGCACUUGGAGCAGAUGGUCUUGACUACAAGGUUUUCACAAGUUCUUGCCUACCUAAGAAGUUCAAAGACGAUUGGACCUUUGGUGGGAUCACCUACAAAGUCAGUGGAAUUCCAGAUGGUUAUGCAGGAUAUAAACUGUGCUACCAUGAAAUGAUGCGUGUGGUGAAAGGGAUCAUACACCAGCCCUAUGAAGUCAAAGGAAACAGUGUCUUCUAUGCCUUCUCUUAUUACUAUGACAGGGCUGUGGAAUCUGGCCUUAUCGAUGGCUCCAGAGGCGGUGCUGUGGAGGUCAGAGAUUUCAAGAAGAAAGCCAAGGAAGUUUGCAACAAGAUGACUAAAUACCGUCCCAUCAGCCCUUACUUGUGCAUGGACAUGACCUACAUCACUGUCCUUCUGAAAGAGGGAUUUGGCUUUAAGGACAACACUGUUCUGCAGCUUGCUAAAAAGGUGAACAAUGUUGAAACAAGCUGGGCUUUAGGAGCCACUUUUGAUUACCUUCACAACCUGAACAUUCACUAAAGCCUGUAGACUUUUUGGUGCCACUGGGUGAGUAAACAUAGGGUCGGAGUGAGGAACCUCGCCUACGCCUCACUCUCCUCACCGAGUUACAAGCAGCCCUGCACUGUAGCCACGCUCAUCUCCCUCCCUUCCAAACAGCCAAAGUUCUUUCCGCAACCAAAUGACCUGUAUUUCUGUAAAAAUGGCCAGGCCAACCUCAUAUUCCUACUGUAUGCUUAACCCAGGAUUGGUUUAUUUUUGUAACUUGGGCGUUUACAUUUUUUUUCCUACUUUCGUCUCACCUGAGGCGCUGCCUGUCUAUUUUGGCAGUCUUUGAGUUUGUGAUGGGUAGUGAGAUUUAAUACAACCAUUCACAGCUUUUUAAGGACCUCGCCUUGUGCUGUGUGCAGAAAUAUUGUGGUAGGGUGGGAGGGUGUAUAAUUUUAUUAUGGAAAUUAUUUAGAAAUCCUAGUAAGUUCAGUUUCUGGUAAUCAUGUAUUUACACACACAAAAAAACUUUUUAAUGAUAGUGAAGUAAAAAAUUCUAAAGCCUCUCACAACACAAUUUAGUUGAAGCAGUUUAUUUACUGAUGUUGAUGCUUGUGGAUUUUUGGUGGAAAACAGGUGGAGAUGAAUACAAGAGUAAAUCAUCUCAUCACUGAAUUGGGUCAAGUGCAUGAAUGCUGUUGUAUGAAGUUAUGUACGUGUGUAUUUAUGUAUGUCUGUUUGUAUGUUGAGAAGCUUAACCUUUAAUGUUGGACUGGAAUGUCUAGUGCUUCAGCAGAAUUCAUGCAGAUAUUUUGGACGUACCUACAACCUCGAGAUUUGUACUGAUUUGUCUACUCAUAUGAACUCAGGACUCUACCUAAAUUACCCAGUCUAUCUGUCUAGUUAUGUUAGAACACUGUUUGCAUUAGCCACAUUACAGGUACCCUGGCAUAGAACAUCAAAAUCUCUGUGGGAUCAUCUAAAAAACAACAAGAAAAGGCUUUUGGCUCAAUGCAUUUAAUAUGCAAAGUAUCAUUUGUGAAUUAUUGUAUAAAUAUUUAUUACAUAGAUAUAGUUACCUAAAUGCACAACAGUGCAUAAUUCAACAUUGUUACUUUAUUUGUAUGUAUUCUGUUCAUACUUUAACAUGCCUACAUGUAUAUACACAAUACACACAAUUGUAUAUAUCAAUGAACUAUCAAUAAGAUUAUUAUUCAUCAUUUUGUGUGUUAAAGAAAUAAAUGAUGUGAUAAUGUGCACAAG